This is a messenger RNA of Macaca mulatta (Rhesus monkey), 376 nucleotides long. It is a transcript of the gene PRLH, whose product is annotated as prolactin releasing hormone. Gene Ontology annotation, biological process: feeding behavior; response to peptide hormone; G protein-coupled receptor signaling pathway. Lineage: Eukaryota; Metazoa; Chordata; Mammalia; Primates; Cercopithecidae. Gene Ontology annotation, molecular function: neuropeptide hormone activity; prolactin-releasing peptide receptor binding. The record is from RefSeq and is a predicted model, not a curated record.
AUGAAGGUGCUGAGGGCCUGGCUCCUGUGCCUGCUGAUGCUGGGCCUGGCCCUGCGGGGAGCUCGUACUCACCGGCUCUCCAUGGAGAUCCGCACCCCUGACAUCAAUCCUGCCUGGUACACCAGUCGUGGGAUCAGGCCUGUGGGCCGCUUCGGUCGGAGGAGGGCAGCCCUGUGGGACGUCCCCAAGCCUGGCCUGCGACCCCGGCUGACUUGCUUCCCCCUGGAAGGCGAUGCUAUGUCCUCCCAGGAUGGGUGAUAGCCAGCUUGUCAAGAAAAUCACUCUGGAGCCUCCCCCACCCCGCCCUCUCCUCUCCUUCGGGCUCCUUUCCCUUCAAUCCUAAUAAAAGCUCUGGUCUUGCUUAGUUGCACAUUCA